AUCUACGCCGUCGGCACGCGCGCGUCCGUCGCGCGCGCCUGCCCCGACGCGACCCUCGUCGACCUCGGCGGCGCGACGGUGCUGCCCGGCCUGACGGACGCCCACUGCCACGUCAUGCUCGAGGCCGCGCGGCGCCGCCACGCGGACGUGCGCGUGUCCAGGGACGCGGCCGACGCCGCGGCGAUCAUGGCCGCCUGGGCCGGGUCGCACGGCGACGCCGCGUGGCUCCUCGGCAACGGCUUCGACCAGACGACCUGGCCCGGCGGCGCCUGGCCGACGAAGGCCGACCUCGACGGUCUGGAGAAGCCGACGCACGUCUACCACAUCUCGGGCCACGCGUGCUGGGUCAAUUCAAGGGCGCUCGCGCUCGCGAACGUCACGAAAACCACGCCGGACCCGCCCGGCGGCACGAUCGUGCGCGACGCGGCCGGCGAACCGACGGGCGUCCUCACGGACAACGCCAUGGCCCUCGUCGAGGACCUCGUGCCGCACCCGACGGCCGCGGCCGUCCGCGCGAGCGUCGACGACGAGCUCAAAGACGUCGCGCGCCUCGGGCUCGCGGGCCUCCACGACCUCGCGGCGCUCCCCGGCGACGUCGCCUACUACGCGGCCCACGGGGGCGCGCUCACGGCGCGCGUCCACGUCUUCCGCGACGCGGCGGCCCACGGCUACGCGCCGCCGCCGCUGCCCUGGAAGCACGAGUCGGCGCUCGUGCGGGUCCGCGGCGCCAAGUUCUUCGCCGACGGCGCCAUGGGCUCCUGGACCGCGGCGAUGCUCGAACCCUACGACGACCGGAACACGACGGGCACCUUGGUCUACGAGGACCAGGCCGCGCUCGUCGGCAACGUGUCGCUCUGGCGCGCGGCGGGCUACCAGGUCGCCGCGCACGCCAUCGGCGACGCGGCGAACCGGGCGGUGCUCGACGCCUACGAGGCCGCGGGCGUGGCGCCGGGCGACCGCUUCCGCGUGGAGCACGCGCAGAUCUUGACCGACGCGGACCUCGGCCGCUUCGCGGCGCUGAAGGUGAUCCCGUCGAUGCAGCCGGGCCACUGCGCGGCGGAUCUUGGCUACGCGCUCGACCGCCUCGGCCCGGACCGCGCCGCGGGCGCCUACGCCUGGCAGCGGCUCCUGGAGACGGACCUGCUGGGGGGCGCGCUGCCCUUUGGGAGCGAUUACCCGACCGCGGGCGACGUCGACCCGCGGCUCGGGCUGCACGCGGCGGUGACGCGCCAGACGCCCGCGGGCGAGCCCGCGGGCGGCUUCUACCCGGAUCAACGGGUCGGCAACCUGCGGGCCCUCCGCGGCUACACGCGCGACGCGGCCUUCGCGGCGUUCCGCGAGGACGACUUGGGCGCGAUAGCGCCGGGCUACGCGGCGGACCUCUCGGUCUUCGACGUCGACCUGGCCGUCGCGGCGCCGGCGGCGAUCCUGGAAGCGGCGGUCGUCGCGACGGUCGUGGGGGGGCGGGUCGUCUACGCG
This is a messenger RNA of Aureococcus anophagefferens, 1479 nucleotides long. RefSeq lists its product as hypothetical. Gene Ontology annotation, molecular function: hydrolase activity, acting on carbon-nitrogen (but not peptide) bonds. The record is from RefSeq and is a predicted model, not a curated record. The transcript has a single exon. Lineage: Eukaryota; Pelagophyceae; Pelagomonadales; Pelagomonadaceae. The annotation marks the transcript as partial.